This is a messenger RNA of Ceutorhynchus assimilis (cabbage seed weevil), 1682 nucleotides long. NCBI's taxonomy places the organism in Eukaryota, Metazoa, Arthropoda, Insecta, Coleoptera, Curculionidae. The record is from the annotation of a GenBank genome assembly.
UGUAGACGAAAAUAAUCACUCGCAACGGUCCUACCUACAUUCAGUUCACUUGCUCAGGCAGACGAAAUCCAAAAAAAAAAAUUUCAAUUUUCUUUUGCGUAUUAGUUUGUCAUGAAAAUUUUUAAAUUAUUGAAUAAGUUUCUGGUAGUUUAGUGAGAAAAUUUGUAACCAACAAUUUGUUCGAAAAUAAUAAGUGUUUUUUUUUUUUAUAUUAUAUUAAAUGGAAAAAAAUAAGAACAACGAAGUGUCCAUCACAAAAGUAUCAGUGAAAAAAUCUGACGAACUGAAGAGCUUAGCGGAAUCAACAAUGAAUGAAUUAUUGGGCUGGUAUGGUUACGAAUGUCCAAAACAAGAAGCCAAAGAUUCCAAAGCGCGAAGAAGUAGUCGAUCCUUUUCUGGAAGUAAUGAUUCUGAAGGAGAGUCAGUCAAAUUCACUGAAGGAUGCGGAUGGUGUGGUAAAACUGUGGACGAAAACACAAGUGUGAUUUCUGCAACAGCAAUUUUCUGCUCAGAGCUAUGCUUCUCGCAGUCUAGAAGAGCAAGCUUUAAAAAGAAUAAGACGUGUGAUUGGUGCCGGCAUUCACGACCUGGCAUAUCUUAUGUCGAUAUUCAGGACAACGCUACUCAGCUUCAAUUUUGUUCGGACAAAUGCCUGAACCAAUACAAAAUGCACAUUUUCUGUCGAGAAACUCAAGCUCAUCUAGACCUGCAUCCGCAUCUACAUGGCUCAGAAACAGCUACUGGCAAUUUAAUUACACCCGAUCUUUGGUUAAAGAGUUGCACAUCUCCCAUUCCCAAUAGGGAAUCUCCAUCUUUAUCUCUUAAUCCAAUUGAAACAUUGAAUCAAAAUUCCAAAAAAUCGCCAUUGCCAAUGCCAGAGCCUUUACCAAUAAUAUCUGUGGCUCCAAGCACGAAACUUUUGGCAACUGAUACAAAAAGAAAUCGCACAAAAACCAAUAAGAGAUUUAAAAAGCUCAGUUCAUGCCCUUCUACGAUAACUUCACCAAUUAAUUAUAUGCCAUCUUUCAGUGACAUUCCUGAAGAUUUAAGAGUUAGGCAAACUCCUCCAGCAGAAGAACUUCUAGAAAGUUUUGAUAUUAAAACAAAUCUCAAAAAAGAAAGCAGUAUUAGGACUUCACUGGAUGAGCCUAGAGCGGAUCUACAGCAUCAAGAUCCUAAACUUACUUCUGAUAAUAUCCGAGCGAUUUUAGGAAAUUUUUUACCACCACCAACUACUUUUGUGCCAUAUCCUGUUAUUUUGCCAUUGCCUAUACCAAUACCCAUUCCAAUACCAAUACCAAAAAUGUUUAGAGUCAACAAAGAAAAAGAAAUUAUUGAACUGAAAGAUAAUAAUACCCAGACUGAUGAUAUAAAUAUUCUAAAUAUUAUUAACAACAAUAAUAAUAUUAUUCUAGAGAAAAGAUUUGAUACAGAAAAAGACAACAUAAGUGAACAAGUAACAACGAGUGCUAGUAAGAGGCUGCUGAGAAAAAGAAAGCAGGUUGAUAAGAAGUCGAAAAUAUAUUUAAAACCUAAAAAGGCAUUAUCUUCUUUGCCAUGAGUAGAAAUUUUAUGUCAACAUUAUUUAUUUAUGCUAUAUAGUUACCCUAAUUUUGACUCCCCGUACUUUUUUAUUUAUUUGUAAUGUAUAGGCCUAAUAAACUUCUGUUUUUAUAUUAUUA